Molecule: messenger RNA, 9249 nt
Organism: Alligator sinensis (Chinese alligator)
Lineage: Eukaryota; Metazoa; Chordata; Crocodylia; Alligatoridae
Gene: GAK
Product: cyclin G associated kinase
Exons: 27
Coding region: 124-3846 (1240 amino acids)
Biological process (GO): protein phosphorylation; positive regulation of Notch signaling pathway; clathrin-dependent endocytosis
Cellular component (GO): vesicle; intracellular membrane-bounded organelle; cytoplasm
Molecular function (GO): ATP binding; AP-2 adaptor complex binding; clathrin binding
Source: RefSeq, a predicted model, not a curated record
GCAGGUGGGUUUGCUUUUGUUUAUGAAGCUCAAGAUCUUGGGAGUGGCAAAGAUUAUGCUUUGAAGAGAUUGUUGUCCAAUGAAGAAGAAAAGAACAAAGCCAUCAUCCAAGAAGUUUGUUUUAUGAAAAAGCUUUCAGGUCAUCCCAACAUUGUCCAGUUCUGCUCUGCUGCAUCUAUAGGAAAAGAAGAAUCGGAUACUGGGCAGGCUGAAUUUCUUCUGCUCACUGAGCUAUGUAAAGGGCAGCUGGUAGACUUCUUAAAGAAAGCAGAAUGCAAAGGGCUUAUUUCAUGUGAUACUGUUCUGAAGAUAUUUUAUCAGACCUGCAGAGCAGUGCAGCAUAUGCAUAAACAGAAACCUCCUAUUAUUCAUAGGGAUUUAAAGGUGGAAAACUUGCUGAUUAGUAACCAAGGAACAAUUAAGCUGUGUGACUUUGGCAGUGCUACAACAGUAGCAUAUUAUCCUGACUACAGCUGGUCUGCACAAAAGAGAGCAGUAGUUGAAGAAGAGAUUACGAGGAACACAACCCCGAUGUACAGGACUCCAGAAAUGAUCGACUUGUAUUCAAACUUUCCAAUUGGUGAAAAACAGGAUAUAUGGGCCUUGGGCUGUAUCCUGUACUUGUUGUGCUUUAGGCAGCAUCCAUUUGAAGACGGAGCCAAGCUUCGCAUAGUCAAUGGAAAAUACUCCAUUCCUCAGACUGACACUCGAUACACUGUGUUCCAUGAUCUCAUUUGUUCAGCUUUGAAGGUAAAUCCAGAGGAGAGGUUGUCAAUCACUGAGCUAGUGAAUCAAUUGCAGGAAAUAGCAGCUGCUAGGAAUGUAAAUCCAAAAUCUCCAAUUACAGAGCUCUUAGAGCAAAAUGGAGGCUAUGGAAACAAUGCUCAACCUCGACUGUCUACAAACUCAGUGUUGCAGAACUCUAAACCUGCAGGACAACUCAAUAAUGUGUACAAUGCAGGCCUGACAGUUGCAGAAUGUGACCAGUCAUAUGGAGGAUUCUUUGAUAUUCUUAAGGGUGGAACAGAAAGAUUUUUCACUAAUAUCAAGGAUACUUCUUCUAAAGUCAUCCAAUCUGUGGCCAAUUAUGCAAAGGGAGAUUUGGAUAUAUCGUUUAUCACUUCCAGAAUUGCUGUGAUGUCCUUUCCAGCAGAAGGUGUAGAAUCUGCCAUCAAAAAUAACAUAGAAGAUGUGCGAUUAUUUUUAGACUCUAAACACCCUGGACACUAUGCUGUUUACAAUGUAUCUCCAAGAACAUACAGGUCUUCAAGAUUUCAUAAUAGGGUUUCUGAAUGCGGUUGGCCAGCGAGACGUGCUCCAAAUCUUCAAAACCUUUAUAGCAUUUGCAAGAACAUGCAUUUAUGGCUGAAGCAAGACCAGAAAAAUGUUUGCAUUGUGCACUGCCUUGAUGGAAGAGCAGCUUCUGCUGUCGUAGUUUGUUCUUUCCUGUGCUUCUGUCAUCUCUUCACUACUGCUGAGGCUGCAGUUUAUAUGUUCAGUAUGAAACGCUGUCCACCUGGCAUUUGGCCUUCUCACAAAAGAUAUAUAGAGUACAUGUGUGACAUGAUGGCAGAAGAACCCAUUAUUCCUCACAGUAAGCCGAUCCUCAUCAAAUCAAUCGUCAUGACUCCAGUACCUCUAUUCAGCAAGCAACGCAAUGGCUGUCGGCCUUUUUGUGAAGUUUACGUUGGGGAUGAAAGAGUGACUACUACCUCACAGGAAUAUGACAAAAUGAAAGAGUUUAAAACUGAAGAUGGCAAAGCAGUAAUCCCCCUGGGGAUAACAGUGCAAGGAGAUGUUCUCAUUGUGAUCUAUCAUGCCAGGUCAACCUUAGGAGGCAGACUCCAAGCAAAGAUGGCUUCAAUGAAGAUGUUCCAGAUUCAGUUCCAUACAGGUUUUGUGCCCCGAAAUGCCACCACAGUGAAAUUUGCUAAGUAUGAUUUGGAUGCUUGUGACAUUCAAGAGAAAUACCCUGACUUAUUUCAAGUAAAUCUGGAAGUGGAGGUGGAGCCUAAGGACAGACCUAGUAGUGAACGAGCACCAUGGGAUAACUUGAACAUAAAGGGACUCAAUCCAAAGAUCCUUUUCUCCAGCCGGGAGGAACAACAAGAGAUUUUAUCGAAAUUUGGUAAACCUGAGCUACCUAGACAACCAGGUUCAACAGCACAAUAUGAAGCAGAAGUAUCCAAAUUGGAACAAUCUUCAGAAAACAUAUCUACGGAGCCAGACUCUUCACACAGCAGCAGCACUGAGACAAAUAACUUCUUCCACACUUUGGACUGGCAAGAAGGAAAAGGUCCAGAGACUGGAAUCAAGGACCACUUAUCCAAAGACAGUCAUCUGGAACUAACUGAUGACAGGGAUGAGAGUGAGCCUUCGGAUGAUGAGUUUGCUACAGUUCCUAAUGAAGGGAUGGUGGUGUUAACUGAAGAAAAAGAAAAACCCACUUCAACAGAAGAUUUACUUUUUGAAGCCAGUUUUGAAUCUCCCCCUACCCAACCGCAAGAAUCUCUUCCAGAAGAGAAAGUGGAUUUACUGGGGCUAGACUCUGAUGUUCCCCAAGAACAGAAUCCUCCUGCCUCAGAGAUGAACUCUUCAUCUAGCAAUGCAGACCUACUGAACAAUUUGUUGGUGGAUGGCACACCUCAGGCUUCAGAAGAACCUACUGGGGACCUUCUGGGACAAGGGGAAGACUUCUUUUUCAGCAGUCAGUCUCAUCCCUCUGUCAGUGCCCAGAGUACAUCUUCAACAGCAGUGGUGUCUUCUGCAGCUGAUCCGUUUGACCCAUUCAAAAUGUCAUCAGGUUCUGAAAAUCCAACCCUGACUGGCCCCGAUCUCUUUGGCGACUUCCUUAAUCCAAAUGCAGCAUCCUCAUCCCGUACGUUUCCCUCCGCACACAGCGCACCACCUCCUUCUUCUAGUUCAGACUUCUUAAAUUUAGGAAAUCUGACACCAGAGCCAGCUAAGAUAACUUCCUCUGCAAGUCACCCAGACCUUUUGGGUGGAUGGGACUCCUGGGCUGAUUCCUCAGCUGCUGCCAGUGUGGCUUCACAACAACCAAAGAAGUCUGCAUUUGAAGGCCAAGCUCUUACUACAGGAAGCCAGUCAAGUGCGUCUUCAGGUCUAUCUCUCACCCAAGCACAAUCUCAAAAUUUUGACCCUUUUGCUGACCUGGCUAACCUUAGAUCUGGUCUUCCAGGUUCUUCCAGUGGCAGUUUCUCACCUGGUGGAUUUGCUCAGAAGUCUGCUCCUUCUCAGAAACCAGGCAGUGGUCAGUGGCAAAAGAACAAGCCACAAACUACUGGUUCUUCAUGGCAGCCCCAGGCUAAACCCAGUGCCCAGGCUAAGCCCAACUAUACAGUGAACUUCAGUGUUAUUGGAGGGCGUGAAGAAAGAGGUAUUAGAACUCCUUGUUUUGGACAAAAGCCAAAAGUUUCAGAAAAUGAUUUUGAGGACCUGUUGUCCAAUCAAGGAUUUUCAGCUAAAUCAGAUAGAAAAGGACCAAAGACCAUUGCUGAAAUGAGAAAGCAAGAAAUGUCCAAAGAUAUGGAUCCCCUAAAAUUAAAGAUUCUAGAAUGGAUUGAGGGAAAGGAGAGAAAUAUAAGGGCUCUGAUAUCCACUCUUCACACAGUUCUUUGGGAAGGUGAGAAUAGGUGGAAGCCAGUGAGCAUAGCUGAUCUAGUUACCCCUGAACAAGUAAAGAAGUACUACAGGAGAGCAGUACUUGUAGUUCAUCCAGAUAAGGCCACAGGACAGCCUUAUGAACAGUAUGCCAAAAUGAUCUUCAUGGAGUUGAGUGAUGCAUGGUCAGAGUUUGAAAACCAAGGAUCAAAAUCCCUUUUCUAAAAGUUCACCUUGCUGUGAUUUUCAAAACGUAUUUGCUACAGAAUGGAGUCCAGCACUGGUAGUCUGACCUUACCGUCUCUGGGAUUUAGGAAAGAUUUUGUUCUGUAUGACGUCAGCAGUGUGUGAAAUCGUACACUUAAAUAUGGAGAUGCAUUUUAUAAGACGUAGAAUUUAAAGCAUUACACAUAUGCACUAAAAAACCCCAGCUGUUCAGUUCUUCAAAAUCAUAGCCUGGAAGUAGAGAUUUUCAUUCAGUUUUAAAUAUGGUAAAACAAAUUUUAAUGAUGCCCACUGAGAUUUGAUGUUGGUAUCCAAGAAUAAGACAUUCCAAACCCAGCGAUUUUUUUUGUUUUCUUAGAAAAUAAGAGACGACCUCAACUUAUGGUUCUGUUACUUUCAGUAGUUCUUGUGAUUUGAGUUUGAUGCUUGCCUAUCGCCUUACUCCAAGUGCUUUAGCUCCAUCACAGUGAAUUUGCUCAGCAUAUCUUUUCUUGAAUCUAUGUGAGGUGUACAUUUUCAUCUGUAUGUUGUGUACUCAAUCUGAUAAUCAUUCUGUAAAUAAUUAAAAUAUUUUCUGAUAAUACCUGUGUUCCUUACAAUGAAUUGACAGUUACUUAGCCAAAAAGUUCCCAGUUACGGGAAAGCCCGCCAGGGUGGUUCUUGACUUUUUUUUUUCCAUAUCAUGAAUUUGGAAAUAUAUUUUGGCUUUAAUAUAAGGACUGCAUGUUCUGUUUUUUUUGUUAUUUAUUAUGAAUUUUUGGAAGGUAAUACUUGUGUGAUUUAGUGCUUAUUUUCCUAAUCCUAUGAAUUGUAUGGUUUGCUUGUCUUUUUUUUUUUUUUUUCAGUGGAAUGUGCCUUCCAUUGGUUUUAUAUAAAUGCUAUAAUAGAAAAAUAGUGUCAUUUAUUCUGAAACUUGAAUUGUGAGCACAAAACAGUUUACUCUGAUUUUGUCUGUUUUAACUGAGUAAAUGUUACAUCAUUAGCUGCCUUGGAAAGCAUUUACUGUGCUUCCAGAUUCCUUUUGUGGCAUGUUGAGUAGUUCAUUGAUUUCUUUUUCUUUUCCCUUUUUUUAAGUGCAUGGAUAUCUGUGUAUACAAAAAAACAAACACCCCCUGGUGUAUAGUGUAUCUCAUGCCUGAUGUACACUGGCUAGUACAAGACCUGUAGAGAACCUAGCUCGGGAACAAAACUUGCUGCAUUAUUUAUCAUCCCUUUUAUGAAACUCAGUUAAAUGUUAAUUCUUCAGUAAUGUUGGGAUAAUCGAUUUACAAAUUAUUAACACCUAUUAUACAGCAUUGUACAACUCCAGACAGCAAAUCUCACCUCUGACACGUUUGCAAAAGGUUUUCUGAAUGUAAUAUUUAGGUUUGGUGGCAGUUCUUGAAACUAACACUGUUGCUUUUACCAUCAAAGUAACUAUAAAGGUAUUUUUUAUCACUUUGCCAUGGUCUUCCAUUUUGGUGGUUAACUGAGAGAAGCUGUGGCAAAGUCAAAAGUUGUACUCUUUCACUGAGUAGUGUCCAAACAAAAAAAGCUAGUCAAACCCCCCAAAGUGAAUGAUAUUACAUAAAAUGAGCUUUUCCACUGCCAAAUCCACUUUGCAGCAAGGGGAUAGAGAUGAUUUAUGGACACUUUUUUCAACUCGGAUAUAGCUCAGUUAGUUGUCACCUUUGUGUAUAUGUAUACUCAACUACUGUUAAGUUUUUAACUAGAGGAAAGGUCCGAGGUUAUUGGAUUCUUACCUGUAGCACAACUCGAAAGUAGACUUCAUUUCAUUGAAUUGCUAGCUUAUGAAAGUAUAUCUGCCUCCCCUGUGGUCUGAUACAAGCUAGCAUUUGGGUACAUCAUAGUUUUAAAUGGAAGGCCUGCUUUCAUGAGGGUUAAGGGCCUCUACAUAGGGCAGAAAUGUUAACAAUAGAAGGACUCUUACACCACCUAAUUGCAGGUUUGUAAAGUGCAGGACAAAAGGUAGGCAGAUGCAAGGCUCUGUGAUGAUUGAUAUCUGGGUUGCACUUUGAUAUGAAAUAAGGAGACAUCGAUCAUAGGAUUGAUAUGAAAUAAACAAUGCAGUACCGAACAGUGCUGCUUUCUUAAGAGAAGGAAGGAAUCCUUAUGUUCGGCAUGCAUUCCAGGGCAUUCGGGGACCUAUGUAUCUUUUUAAAGGGACACAAUAAAAUGUGGGGUAUUUAAAAAUGUUGAUAGAAGUGAAAACUCAAAUUGUGACAACUGGAAAACAAACUUUCACUAAUUUCACUAAUCUUUUUGUUUGUUUUAAAUUACCUUUGAGUGUUUGAUAGCACUUUUUAUGUGCAGUUGGUUUCACCUGCUUUGCUCACACAGCAUUUUGGAUAGGUGUUUAUGGCAUUGAGAGUUAGCCCUCAGGUUUUCUUCCCUUUCAGAAGAAUUGAUACAGUAACUUGAACACAUACAGGAACAGAAGCACACAUCAUUUUAAAAUGUACCUAGAUUUCAAGUCUAGUGUUCCUGUAAAGUUACAGAGAAUUAGGGAGUAUAGUUGUGGAUUUUUAUGAAUGAGCAAUUCUGAAACUGAAGAUCUGGUAAAGCAAGGGAGUGUUGAGGGAGAGGUGGGAAAUAAAUAGUAUUAGUUUUUCCACCUUCAAUUGUUAUAUUGUAUUGCAGAGAAUUAAUCACCACAAGCAUUGGAUGAAAUGAUUCUGGGGUAGGGAAUGAUCUAGCAAAAUAAGGUACAGAACAGAUAAAAAUGAAUUAGUGAUUCUUACCAGGGAAACUUGCUUUUUAAUUAUUAAUGGAUACAAGAUAUGUACAGAAGUUUUUAAAUUUCACUUAAAACCGCCUCAAAAACCUUCUAAGCUGUAUCUCAUAGAGUCUCAAGGAAGAACAUUUCAGAUGACAAUUGCUCUGACCACUGACCUGAAACACUUAUUGAAGUUGUUUGCUUCAGAAGAGAACGCGGUGAUAAAACCACGUAAGGAAGAGUGCAGUGAUGCCUACAUAAUAGUAAAGGCUCAGAUUUCAUAUGCAGUUACUUAUCUGGAAAGGUUAAAUGCUUAUAUAAAACUCUCAUUAGCAAAUUACAGGUAGACAUCUUAAUAGAAGGGGAACAUUUCAGCUACUUCUAAUGAAAAGGACCAGCAUGGCCUAGCAAAUCCAGUGAGAGUUUCUUAAGAUGUAAUGAAAGGCAGUUGGCUGUUGAGCAUGAUAUGUAGCAAUGCCUAUCUGACUAUGGUUUUUCAUGUCAUCCAAACCAUCACCCUUGUCUCAGCACCUCCCUAUCCAUAACAAGAAGCUGAAAGAAAUUUAGUAUAGGGCAGGGUGCAAAUUGGUUCAUGAGCUAAGAUUUACUGGAUGUGAAGUGUGAGGGGGAGGAAGAAGUGGGGUAGGGGGUCAAGUUUUGCACUUUAGUCUGAUUUUAUAUUUUUAAAUAAACUUUACCCAUCUAUAAUCCACAUGGAAAUGCAGUUGCCCAGGAGAUCCAUGGCAGCAGGGUCAGGAAGAGCAUCUGGUGGAUACAGGUUCAUAGAGUAACCUUACAUUAGUAUGGUCCAGCUGUGCUCUUGGCCUAUACACUUUUAAAGUGAAGCAAUUCAGUAAGUGGCCUUCAUUUUCAAAGGAAUGGAGGCCUGUGGUUCUGAAGGAGGCUAGCAGGGUUUGGUUAGGUGAUGUCUUUAAUAUCAGGCUAUGUUCACUUAGCUGCCUAGUUUGAGGUGGCUUUGCCUCAAGCACCACCUUUGCAAAUAAACUAUCAGGUGUUUAUAGAACAGUGCACGUCAGAGAAAAGUUGAGGAACACUUGAAUACAUGUGGUCUGUAUGUGGAGCAUAUGGCUCUUGCUAGUUUGCCAGCAGAAGUUAGAUGAUGUUACGGAGAGGGAAGUGUUUUUAGAUACCAGCAUAGUUUCUAAAACACAGCAGAAAUGCUAUUGUUGGUUUAAAUAGUAGGCAAAUGAAGUGUAUGAGGGUGAUUAUUAGAAAAGACUAGCCAGAAAGGGACCAUUAUGCUGGAGGGAAAGGGUAGGAUUUGGGGGAAGUGUUUGGGAGAGAGUGAUAGCCUAAGUGACCCAAAAGACGCGUUGCAGCCUGAGAGACCUAGCUCUGUCACUUCCUAGUGGCUCACCUACACGCAACUGGCACCUCUUAAAUAGCCCAACAGAGAGAGGCAACAGGGAAAUAAUUAGAUCUGCAGUUUUCCCAUCUUGGUAGGCAAGCUCACUGAAUGCUGUGGUCCAUUCAGGCAUUAAGAAUGCAACAUACCCACCCUCCAGCAAUGUCGUGUCAUCCUCCUCGGCUAUGCUCUCCAUUCAUACUGCAAGUGGCUUCUUCUGACUGUACUGGAGGGCCUGCUGAGUCCUCUGUCAUAUGCAGAGUGGCUGUAGCAGAAUAAAGUGGUCAGGGAUUCAACUCUUACUAAAUUCAGGAGUGUGAGAUUUAAAUGAUGAAAAAAUGGCCUAUGGGCAGUGGCAGUAGGGAACCUGGGAGAAGCUUUUACUAGGUUUUAACGUUUAUCCAUGGCCACAUGUUUUAUGGACUAUUUAUUUUCAAGUAAAAUAUGGACACUCAGACUUGUACAAGAAGCAGUGUUUACCCAUAGGAGAGCACUAUAUAAACCUGUUCCCUUCAGCCUUUAAACCCUGAUCCACAGCCUCUUGAAUUGAGAUGAAUUAAUAUCAUGUGAGAGUGAUAUAAAUCUUUACAAAUAAAAGGAAAACAGCUCUUCUGCAAAGGCUUGAAAGUUUAAAUGGAGUGGAUGGACUGUGCCAAAUGGAAAAAAGCAAGCAAGUGAGAAAAUGUAGCCCAUGGCAGAUCUAUGAGCUUCUGACUACUAAUGAGAUCAAGCGGCAGAAGGAACAUCUUGUUCUCUGCACAGCUUGGGGAGGAGUAAAUGCAAGAUGUCAUUCCCAGGUCUUAGCUGUGUUGUACCUUAGUGCACUCCAUCCCGUUUUCUUUUUAAUUCUUGGUUUGCAUAAGAGCAGGCUCCAAAUCUGGGAAGUAUUAAUUGCAAGGGCUGUACUUAAAUUGAUUGGGAGAUGCAGUGCUGCUUGAUUAACCAACUCAUCACAUCGGCUGUGUGGGUUUUGAAGCACACUGAACAAGUGCAUUUUAUCUUUUUGCCUGUUAACUAACUGCCUAUUUAAAGUGACCUCCAGCAUAGGUUGCUGGAGUAGCUAGACCUUCCCUUAUUGAUUCCACUGUUUCUCUCCCUUUUUUCCCCUCUUAGCAUUUCAUGCUAAUGCCUUUUAGUCUUUCAGGUAAAUAAAAUGGUUGUCAAUCAAAAAUUGACCAAUCAAAAAUCCAUAGAUUUUAAGUUCUCUGUUCAUAGCAGUAUCUGUAGUGCAUUGCUAUCAAAAUCUGCAGACUUAAAAAAAACAAAACACACACACACACACACACACACACACACACACACACACACACACACACACACA